Molecule: messenger RNA, 1413 nt
Organism: Osmia bicornis bicornis
Lineage: Eukaryota; Metazoa; Arthropoda; Insecta; Hymenoptera; Megachilidae
Product: proteoglycan 4-like
Exons: 2
Coding region: 1-1413 (470 amino acids)
Molecular function (GO): nucleic acid binding
Source: RefSeq, a predicted model, not a curated record
AUGGCUGCACAGCAGAGAGAAGAAGAAAUAGCAGCAGCCAUACGCAGACUUUCCGUCCGAGAACGGGCACAAGAUGAGCCGUUGACCCUAACACCACAGGAGUGGAAGAGAUUCAUACGAAUGUCGGUUCCACGAGAAGGCAGGUGCGGGUACCAGCCGCCACCAACCCGGGAGGCAAGCAGGGCCCCGGAGAGGAAGGCCACCCGACCAAGUCGGGUGCAGACUCCGGUCAGGAGGCCACCACUGGCCAUGCUGACGCCGCCCAAGCGGACGCCGGCACCGCUGGCACCAGGAGACCGGGCACCAAGAUCACCGGCCAAGAGGGCCGCGGCGGCAGCAUCCCACGCGGUCGAGCAGGGCAUGGGCAAUCCGGCACCAACACACCGGGAAGCAGCCAGGAUGACGGCAGAAGCGGUCGUCAACGCGGCUGUAGCAAAUUACUGCCGGCCGCCAUCCCCCACACCGAUACAAGCACCGACGCUGCUCCCCGCCCGUACCGUGGAUCCGAAGGAUCCUACGAACACCACUCCCUACACCCUGACGGACGGAACCACCGCCAGACUAUGUAAGGGUGUCAGACGUCAUCGGUUCACCAGGAACGGCCGCCGAUGGACCAUUAACACAGACCACCGUGGCAACGUAGUCCGACCACCAAUCCCUCCAGUGGCUCCAGAAAAAUCGACAACCCCUCCGGCCGCCUCGCGCGCGGGCAUUGGAGCUUCCAGCAAUACGACUACGUCAUCAAGUACCGUCGGGGAAGCGGAAAACACAGUCGCGGAUGCCCUAUCAAGGCAGACCGCCGUAGCGGCCAUAACCCGCACCAAAUGCCGGUGGUACACCAGCCGAGUAAAAGAAACGCACGAAAACCCCGAAAACACACCCGACUACUGUAUCAGGGACGGGCGACUAAUACCGCCACAGUCUCCAUCGCCUGGACCACAACGACGACUCGGACAGCUGGAAACUCUGCAUCCCCAAGGAAGAGCGAACGGCUAUCCUAUACGAAAACCACGACAAGCCAACAGCGGGCCACCUAGGAGUCGCCCGAACAAUCGCCAGACUCGCUCAAAAAUUUACUGGCCGGGCAUGUUCACCGACACAGCAAGUACGUGCGAGCAUGCACAACAUGUCAGGCCUAUAAGGUACCAGCAACAGCAGCCACCCGGGCGUAUGCUCGCCCUAGCCGCCACCAGGCCGGCGCAGAUCGUCAGCGCGACCUCGUCGGAACCGCUCCCCCGAUCAGCAGAGGGCACACCACCCUACUCGAUCAUGCAAGACAAGUUUACGAAAUGGGUCGAAACAAAGCCACUAGAAAGGCAACCGCCCAGCCAUCUCCGGGCAUUCAAGGAGCAGGUGAUACUAAGGCAUGGCUGUCCAGAUACCGUCGUAACCGACAACGGACGCAGUUCAUAA